AUGAGUUGGUUAAGAACAAAAACAAUCGGAGCCAAGAAAAGGCAGAGGAACGUCAAAGAGAACGGCGAGGUAGUUCUCAAGGAGCUAAUUGAAUGUUGUGAUGGAAAAUGCAAUCCAAUCAAGAACUUCUCUUCCAAGCAGAUCAUCAAAGCAACGGAUAACUUCAGCCAGAGCAACCGUGCUUCCAGGAUCGAUGUUUAUUACCGCUGCUACAAAGGCGUCCUGGACGAACGUCCUGUGCUCAUCAAGAAAGGGAAAUACGAGCUUGAUACCAAAGAGAUUUGCCGCGACAUAGCGGUCUCAUCGAUGGUUAGUGGUCACAAGAACUUCCUCAAACUGUUGGGAUGUUGUCUUGAGUUCACUCCUCCUGUUUUAGUUUUUGAGUAUGCAGAGAUUAUAACUCUCGGUCCACUUCUUGCAUCGUCUAAUCCGAGAAACCUGAGGAGGAUAAAGAUAGCAAGAGAAGUCGCAAAUGCUUUGACUUACCUUCACACAGCGUUCUCAAGAGCUUUCAUCCAUUCAAAUCUUGAUCCUUUCACCAUUUUCUUAGACGGGAAUGGUAUCGCCAAGCUCGGGAAUUUCUGCAACUGUAUCUCGAUUCCGGAAGGAGAGACAUUUGUUCAAGAUGAUGCGUUACAGAAGUAUCAUGAGUUUAGGCGAAAUACGUUAAAGGAGACACAUGGACUUGGUGUGUGUUACUUACCAGUUAUCGAUCAUGAAUACAAGUCAACCGGUAAGGUCACGACAAAGACUGAUGUCCAUAGCUUUGGAGCGUACAUGUUAGCUCUUGUGCAGAUAGCAGAAGUUGAUGAUGAGCUAUCUAUGUGUUCGGAUAUGUUGCGAGCAUUAGGUGACUUGUUCAUCAAACCUUGUGACGACGAUGAUCGAUUCCCGCUUCACCAUCAUGUGUCCAAGAUAUUGAGGAGGUUCGGGUAUGGAGAGGCUAUAGAUUCAGAUGUGAGUAGUGGUGUAGCUGCUUCACCGGUUAGAGCUUUUCUUAGAUUAGCGUUGAGAUGCAUCGGAUGCAACUUAGGAGAGCCCUUGACUAGCAUGAUUCAAGUGUCAAAUGAGCUCAGGCUGAUUGAGAAAUCUGCAUAUGGAGAUCGCAGAGAUGGUUCUAAGGUGAUUUCAUCUAAUGUUUUAAUGUCUUUGACAAGUGACAUCACACGAAGAUCUUUAUAA
Microthlaspi erraticum is the source of this 1182-nucleotide messenger RNA. The record is from the annotation of a GenBank genome assembly. NCBI's taxonomy places the organism in Eukaryota, Viridiplantae, Streptophyta, Magnoliopsida, Brassicales, Brassicaceae.